GUGAAAGUUAGAACGAUUGUUUGUGCAAGACUGCAGUAUUCAGCCAAAGGAUGUGGCGAUGGUUCUGUGUUCUUUCAGCGAUUUAGAACUGGUUGGGUAUAAGGAGUUGGGGACAUCCAUUCGGAUGUUGAAAUCUCGGUCUCUCUUCCGAAAACGAAGUGGGUGCUUGAAAUUGACGCAUCUUGACAAUACCUUGUCCGGAGUCCAGAGAGAUGAUGGUGAAAUAGUCAAGUUAUUGGUGGACUUGUGUCCUCUCAUGGAGAAUCUUAAAGUGCGAGUGUGUGACGAAAACCUGAAUGAAGUACAUAAAUUGAAAAAUCUAAAGCACCUUGAAGUUCGUUAUUACACGGGAGUGCACCAUCCUGUGGGUAGGUGUUCAGAACUGUAUCUAAGAACUUGUGGGAAUCAGUUAACUUCAUUUACCAUUUACUGCAGCACAUUACUCUCACAUCAUAUUCUGGUGAUAGCAGAAAGUUGUGUUAAUUUGAAGAAACUUUUCGUCCAUGCAAACAUGGCAGAAAUAGAUGAACCAUUAGACAUUAAUAUGAAUAAGCUGGAGAUGCUAGAAUUGUUGAAUUUGAGGCUUGGAGAUGAUGAACUGGUCAUGAACCCGGCAGCCUGUGCUUUUGUUGAGUUCCUUGUAAGGAAGUCGUGGAAGCUUCAGGAACUCUAUUUGAUGGUUCGUUCUCCAGAGUUCCACCACAGCUUUAUCAGCUCUUUAGUACAAAUGAAUCCCUUCUCUCAUCUGAAGAACUUGAUCAUAGAUGUCCCCAGACGUACCUUAGCUGCUCCAAUGCUGGAGCUGAGCAAAGAGACAGCUCUCCUCUUGAUGGAUACUUGUGAUAAACUGAAGAUCCUCGGCAAUUUGAGAUGUUGGGAUGUCACACCGGAGCAGGUAUCAGAACUACGAAGCACAUCCAAGGUGCGAAACUACAACCUAACUAUCAUCUACGCUCAGUCUAAUAAACUUAACACUAAAUAUUGUGAAAGGUAGCAAAGUAGUUGUAAGUAUAAAGGACAGUAUAUGUUAGUAG
Molecule: messenger RNA, 1034 nt
Organism: Macrobrachium nipponense
Lineage: Eukaryota; Metazoa; Arthropoda; Malacostraca; Decapoda; Palaemonidae
Exons: 4
Coding region: 59-994 (311 amino acids)
Source: RefSeq, a predicted model, not a curated record